This is a messenger RNA of Puma concolor (puma), 2850 nucleotides long. RefSeq names its product synaptotagmin like 2 (gene SYTL2). Gene Ontology annotation, molecular function: small GTPase binding; neurexin family protein binding. The record is from RefSeq and is a predicted model, not a curated record. Gene Ontology annotation, cellular component: plasma membrane; exocytic vesicle. Gene Ontology annotation, biological process: exocytosis; intracellular protein transport. Lineage: Eukaryota; Metazoa; Chordata; Mammalia; Carnivora; Felidae.
AUGAUUGACUUGAGCUUCCUGACCGAGGAGGAGCAAGAAGCCAUCAUGAAGGUUCUGCAGAGGGAUGCUGCUCUGAAGAGAGUGGAAGAGGAGAGAGUCAGACAUUUGCCUGAAAAAAUUAAGGAUGACCAACAGUUGAAGAAUAUGAGUGGCCAGUGGUUUUAUGAAGCCAAGGCAAAAAGGCACAGAGACAGAAUUCAUGGUGCAGAUAUCAUCAGAGCAUCCAUGAGAAAGAAGAAGCUCCAGGUAGCAGCUGAGCAGAGUAAGGACAGAGCAAAUGAGGCAAAGGAAAGCUGGGUGAAUAACGUCAACAAAGAUGCUAUCCUUCCCCCAGAGCUAACUGGUGCUCUAGAAGAGCCAGAGGAUGUAGCACCAGCAAGCCCAAGUUCUAGCGUGGUAAAUCCAGCUUCCACCGUGAUUGAUAUGUCCCAGGAAAACACAAGGAAGUCAGCUGUGUCUCCGGCUAAGCAAAGGAAGAACCCAUUUAAUAGCUCCAAGUUGCCAGAAGAUCACUUAUCUCAACAAACCAAAAGUGAGCCGUCAAAAAAUGGAAAGGCUGGUUUCUUUCAGACUUCAAAAGAAGGUGAAUUGUCAGAGUCAAAAGAAGAAUUGUCGAUCCCAGAUAUUUCAAGCCAAAAUUUAGAGAAACCAAAGCAGACAUUUCCAGGCCCUGAGAAUGGAUCUCAGAUCAAAGCUCCAAUCCCCAAAGCCAGGAAAAUGCUCCACAAAUCACAUGAGUUAAAGCAAGAUGAUAACCAGCCUUUUCCUAGACAAAGGACAGACUCCCUGGGUGCAAGGGGGGCUCCGAGAGGGAUCCUGAAGCGCAACUCCAGUUCUAGCAGCACAGACUCUGAAACGGUUCGUUUUCUUCAGAACUUUGAACCCAAAAGCAAAAUUGUGUCACCUGGCCUAACCAUCCAUGAGAGAAUUUCUGAGAAGGAGCAUUCCUUGGAAGAUGACGACUCUUCAAACUCCCUGGAGCCAUUAAAACAUGUGAGAUUCUCUGCAGUGAAGGAUGAACUCCCACAGAGCCCUGGGCUAAGCCACGGCCGGGACAUAGGAGAAUUUAGUGUUUUAGAAUCUGACAGAUUGAAGAAUGGAGCAGAAGAUAAAGUGGACGUAGAUGAGUUUUGGAAUGACCCUAAACCUCCCCAGUACAGAAAGCCUUUGCCUUUACAUCAAUCAGCCUCAAGCCCAAGUGCAUCAAAAAAUGAAACAUGUCAGCCAAUGACUUCUGGUUCUUUUCCAAUUAAUGGGCACCGUUCUCCCUCACAAGUUUUAACUACAAGACCAGAGUCCAUUGAGAAUUCACCUACCAUCAAUGAACACAAAGCCAAACCAUCAGAAUUGUCAAGGCUUAAAUCAGAAUUGUCCAAAAGCCCUGCUGAUGGACUGUCUUGUGUUGAGCCUGAGCCAUCUCAGGUGCCAGGUCACAGUUCUAGAGACCAUCAGCAAGGUUCAGAAGAAGAACCCAGUCCUGUCUUGAAAACUUUGGAAAGGAGUGCUACUAGGAAAAUGCCUUCCAAAAGUCUAGAAGACAUUUCAUCAGAUUCACCAAAUCAAGCAAAAGUAGAUAAUCUGCCAGAAGAAUUAGUACGUAGUGCUGAAGAUGAUCAAAAAGCAGAUCAGGAACCAGAUACAAAUGAAUGCAUACAAGGAAUUUCCACAGUGCCUUCACAACCUGAUAAUCAGUUUUCCCACCCUGACAAACUCAAAAGGAUGAGCAAGUCCGUUCCAGCAUUUCUCCAAGAUGAGAGUGAUGACAGAGAAACAGAUACAGCAUCAGAAAGCAGUUACCAGCUCAGCAGACACAAGAAGAGCCCAAGCUCUUUAACCAAUCUUAGCAGCUCCUCUGGCAUGACGUCCCUGUCUUCUGUGAGCGGCAGUGUGAUGAGUGUUUACAGUGGAGACUUUGGCAAUCUGGAAGUGAAAGGAAAUAUUCAGUUUGCAAUCGACUAUGUGGACUCAUUGAAGGAGUUGCAUGUCUUUGUGGCCCAGUGUAAAGACUUAGCAGCAGCAGAUGUUAAAAAACAGCGCUCAGACCCAUAUGUAAAGGCCUAUCUGUUACCAGACAAGGGCAAAAUGGGCAAGAAGAAAACACUUGUAGUGAAGAAGACCUUGAAUCCUGUGUAUAAUGAGAUACUGCGGUAUAAAGUCGAAAAGCAAAUCUUAAAAACACAAAAGCUGAACCUGUCCGUUUGGCAUCGAGAUACAUUUAAGCGCAAUAGUUUUCUAGGGGAAGUGGAACUUGACUUGGAAACUUGGGACUGGGACAACAAACAGAAUAAACAACUGAAGUGGUACCCUCUGAAGCGAAAGACAGCACCAGUUGCCCUUGAAGCAGAAAACAGAGGUGAAAUGAAGUUAGCUCUCCAGUAUGUUCCAGAUCCAAUUCCUGGUAAAAAGCUUCCUACAACUGGAGAAGUGCACAUCUGGGUGAAGGAAUGUCUCGAUCUACCUCUGCUAAGGGGCAACCAUCUAAAUUCUUUUGUUAAAUGUAUCAUCCUUCCAGAUACAAGUAGGAAAAGUCGCCAAAAGACAAGAGCUGUAGGGAAAACCACCAACCCUGUCUUCAACCACACCAUGGUGUAUGAUGGUUUCAGGCCUGAAGAUCUGACAGAAGCCUGUGUAGAGCUUACUGUCUGGGACCAUUACAAAUUAACCAACCAGUUUUUGGGAGGUCUUCGGAUUGGCUUUGGAACAGGUAAAAGCUAUGGCACUGAAGUGGAUUGGAUGGACUCUACUUCAGAGGAAGUUGCUCUCUGGGAAAAGAUGGUGAAUUCCCCCAAUACUUGGAUUGAAGCAACCCUGCCUCUCAGAAUGCUAUUAAUUGCCAAGAUUUCAAAAUGA